AGCGCCAUUGGCCGCUUGCUCAUUUUAAUCGCUGUCAAAGCGCAUCAUAUGGCCGCCGCUUUAACUAGCUCCUCAACUCCACCAGGGAAAGGAGCUCAAAUGCGCUUUCAAUUAACGUGGACGUGAAACCGCAGUGGCAAAAAAAUAACUAAGCUACGGGAGGAAAAUAGCAAAAAAGAACUUCAAAACUCACUACUGUUUGGAUUAAACUGCAUCCACUCCACUUUUUUGCUUGCGUGCUCUGGAGCUCUGCGCUUGUGUUGCACCUGCUCGAGCGGACUAGCGCCGAACGAAAGUUCAUGCUCUUUCUGUGUAGGGUGAGCAGCCUCUAAGCCACGUGAAUGUAUAGCAUGAUGAUGGAGACGGACUUGCACUCCCCGGGACCCCAGACCAACACGAACCCGGGUCAGACGGGACCCAGCGCGGGGGGUAAGGCGAACCAGGAGCGCGUGAAGCGGCCCAUGAACGCGUUCAUGGUGUGGUCCCGCGGGCAGCGGCGGAAGAUGGCGCAGGAGAACCCCAAGAUGCACAACUCGGAGAUCAGCAAGCGCCUGGGCGCCGAGUGGAAGGUGAUGUCCGAAGCCGAGAAGCGGCCCUUCAUCGACGAGGCGAAGCGCCUGCGCGCCAUGCACAUGAAGGAGCACCCGGAUUACAAAUAUCGUCCGAGGCGGAAAACCAAGACGCUGCUGAAAAAGGACAAGUACUCCCUGGCCGGUGGGCUGCUGGGUGGGGCGGGCGCGGGCGCGGGCGUGGGGCUCGGGGUGGGCAUGAGUCCGGCCGGCGUGGGCCAGCGGCUCGAGAGCCCCGGCGGUCACGGCGGCUCGGGCGGCGCGAGCUACGCGCACAUGAACGGCUGGGCGAACGGCGCGUACUCAGGCCAGGUGGCUGCCGCCGCCGCGGCCGCUGCCAUGAUGCAGGAGGCGCAGCUGGCGUACGGGCAGCACCCGGGCAGCGGCGCGCACCACCACCACCACGGCCACCACCACCACCCGCACAACCCGCAGCCCAUGCACCGCUACGACAUGAGCGCGCUCCAGUACAGCCCCAUCUCAAACUCCCAGAGCUACAUGAGCGCGUCCCCGCCGGGUUACGGAGGGAUUUCCUACUCGCAGCACCAGAGCUCCAGCGUGGCGUCCUCCGCCGCCAUCGGCACGCUGAGCUCCCUCGUCAAAUCCGAGCCCAACGGGAGCCCUCCGGUGAGCGGCCACUCCAGAGGCCCCUGCCCCGGAGACUUGCGGGAGAUGAUUAGCAUGUACUUACCGAGCGGGGAAUCCGGGGACCCGUCCGUUCAGAGCAGACUGCACGCCUUACCGCAGCACUACCAGAGCACAGCGGCCGGAGUAAACGGGACUGUGCCGCUGACGCACAUCUGAAACGGUCCGACAUGCUGGGGGUAAAAAAAAAAAAAAAAAAAAAAGAAAGAAAAGAAAAGAAAAGAAAAAAGCGCGUACACACACACACCACCAAAUAUUUACCUCUUUCUAGAUGGCCAUUUAAUUACUUUUUUGUAUAAAAACGUUUUACGGCGGUCUUGUAACUGAAGGUAAAAUAUUGUUUCGAUUGCCGUUCACAGAACAAAACAAGAACUGCUCAUAUUUGUCACUUUUGAUUCAACCUUAUUUUUUAUUUUUAAUCAUCGUUAUUCAUCAUUAUUAUGCUCUCCAUCAAUUCCAAUUGACAUUCUUCCUGGCCAUGCCAAAAAACAAAAAAAAAAAACUCCCGCGAUGUCCCCUCAGUAUUUCAUUUCAAAUAUUAAAAA
This is a messenger RNA of Pygocentrus nattereri (red-bellied piranha), 1759 nucleotides long. RefSeq names its product SRY-box transcription factor 1a (gene sox1a). The record is from RefSeq and is a predicted model, not a curated record. Gene Ontology annotation, molecular function: DNA-binding transcription factor activity, RNA polymerase II-specific; RNA polymerase II cis-regulatory region sequence-specific DNA binding. Lineage: Eukaryota; Metazoa; Chordata; Actinopteri; Characiformes; Serrasalmidae. The coding region runs from base 342 to 1373 and encodes 343 amino acids. Gene Ontology annotation, biological process: cell differentiation; anatomical structure morphogenesis; regulation of DNA-templated transcription. The transcript has a single exon.